AUCAUCCACGAUCGCUCCUGCGUCGCCGCCUCUCCGGCGGCGUGUCUCGAUGGAAGAGGAUUUCUACUACCAGCGUAUCAUGACAAGCCCGCGCCGACCCUCGCAGCCGCCCCCGUACCAGCAAGAGCCUACAUCAACGUCAACUACAGAUCGUUCAGCAAAGGGGAAACGCCUCGCGAGCGGUGGGGGCGGCCAGAGUCAAGUUCGCCCAGGUACAACAAAGCAAAAGGAACCAUUACCCGACUACAAGAGUUAUAUAGCCCUCGAGGGCGUCUUUGACAAGAAACACGAAAUCGAGAAUACAAUAAAGAGGGCCGAGGACCGUCAAUGGCAUCCCGUCUAUGUGACACUCAACGGGACCGCACUCAGCAUCUAUGGGGCGAAGAAAGCUUGGGGAUGGGGAAGGACUCGUGAUGACGGACCAUCAAUCGACCCGGACAACCCUCCAUGGAUGAAAAAGGGCAAGCUUGAAAAAACGUACAGCCUACUCUAUGCGGAUGUUGGUAUCGCCGCCGACUAUAAGAAGCGACGAUAUACCAUCCGUGUUCGCGCAGAAACAGACCAAUUUCUUCUGUGCUGCGUUGAACUGAGUACCUUUAUCAAGUGGCUCGAAGGACUGUUUGCCGCCAUCGACAUCGCUCUCCCUCUAGAGGACCGAGAUUUUCCCCGUGAUAUGUCCAUACCCCGGAUUCAAAGGAUUCGCUGGUUUCAUGGACAGGCCCCAACCGCCACUGCCAUUGACCUUUCGGAGUUGGGUAUCGAAGAACCUCCUGAAGAAGUCUCGGAGAAUCCAGAUGUGGAACGGUUGUCGACACGUACGGUUGUGGCGCCAGACUCUCAAACCAGAGUUGAAGCGGAGCUCGAGGUUGAUGGGGAUGAGGAAGAAAUAGCAGAGCCUCCUCCGCGAAUAGACCCGAUCCGCCGUCUCAGCACGACGUCAUACAACAACCUAGGUAUCGACCCUGUCGAUGGCAAAUGGAUCCCGGAACAUCGGUGGUCAAGUGCCCACGACAUGCUGUACGCCAAGCUAUGCUACAGCAACCUCUUGUUCAGGAGCCCCCGCAAAUCUCCAUACAUCAUCAGCAAGGGGAAGAAGUGGUACGUUGAUUGGACGACAGGCCGCAUGGUCAGGGUUCUGCCACCAGCGUACGGAGAGAUCGACUAUUUUGGAGCUUGGCAAACGGUUCAUACCGAAAACAGGAGGAUAUAGACCGGCCGAUGAUUGACACGCAUACGAACAUUCCCUAUUCUCAAGACUUGGACCCUCGGAUUCUCAGAUCUCGAUAUACUCGACUUCUACAUCAACCAACACAUUACCUCCAAGGGACCAGUCACAUCCCAAUAUCUCACAACACAACAACCUACCUCCCGACAAUACCUCAUCUACAUUUUAGAGCCGACGAUGAACUCACACGACACGGGAUUUAAAGACUUACAGGGCACGGCGCUCACCAUCUCAUUUCUUUGAUGAUUGAUUGUACAUACUUUGCAUAUCGGGCGCAUUCAGGGGUUGCAUAAGCCAACGGUGGCAAAGACUUAUGAUCAUGGGCCGGAGUUUUAGUUGUUUUGUCGUUUUGGUUAAAGUAAAGCUCUUCUCGCGGUGCAUGGCAUGGAUGGUUAAUACUCACCCAUGGAUAUCGUACAUGAUUUUGUAUAUACACGACUUUUACUAUCACGCGGUCACGAUUGACUGUUAUGGUGCUUGUACAUAGGUACAUAUGAGAGGACAAAUAUCAGGAUAUAGCUCCUCGUC
Fusarium vanettenii 77-13-4 is the source of this 1753-nucleotide messenger RNA. RefSeq lists its product as uncharacterized. Lineage: Eukaryota; Fungi; Ascomycota; Sordariomycetes; Hypocreales; Nectriaceae. The transcript has 2 exons. The coding region runs from base 50 to 1210 and encodes 386 amino acids. The record is from RefSeq and is a predicted model, not a curated record.